Molecule: messenger RNA, 878 nt
Organism: Eruca vesicaria subsp. sativa (arugula)
Lineage: Eukaryota; Viridiplantae; Streptophyta; Magnoliopsida; Brassicales; Brassicaceae
Source: the annotation of a GenBank genome assembly
GCACAAUCACUCUCAAGUCUUAAAGCUGAGCUGAGUUUUCAUUUUCUUUCUCUUAUUUCUUCAUCAUUCACUUACAAAAGCAAAGAGAGAAAAAAAAAGACGAGAGAUGGAUCGAAUAAAACCUGAGUUUAUGAAGAAACUGACCAAGUUUAUAGUGAUUUCGAUAUGGGUUUCAUCUCUUUUAGUCACUCAUAAUUUCUAUUUAUGUAAACUCACAAUUCAACUCGUAACACACGCGGUAGAUAAGAUGUACAUGUUUCUUGUCUGCAAUGGUCUCUUAGUGUUCGUCGCUAAGUACUCUGGUUUAAUAUCUUCAUCAAAUUCUGUAGAGGAGAGCACCACUGAUCAAACCUUUGAUGAUCACCGAGACUUUGAUGGUUACGAUGAAAUGAUGAAGCUGGAGUAUUACUCUGUUCAUGAAAGAAGAACAAAGACUUUUCUUACAGAGGAAGUUAGUACACAAGACCAAGAAACCGAAGAAGAGAAAGAAGGUCAUGAAGACGAAGAAGAAGAAGAAGAAGAAGAAGAAUCUGAUGAGCCAUUAGCAAACAAUGGUGAUCUAGAGGAGGAGUGUGAUAUUAAUGGCGAAACUAGAGAAGAGGAAGAUGAUGUGGGAAUGGUGACGGAGGAAGAUAUGAACAAGAAGUUCGAUGAGUUUAUUAGAAAGAUGAAGGAAGAGCUUAGAAUCGAAGCCAGACGGCAACUAAUCCUUGUUUGAUCUCUAAUUAGUUUUGUUUAAGUUUAGUUUAACGUACGCAAUAAGUUUAAAGAGAGCGAGUUUUCUAGCCUCUUCUUCACGUCACUUGUACUUUUUAGCAAAUGGAAUCUUGUUUUAUAUAUUACCCUCGCGUUACAUUAUUUAUUGAAGUAGACCUCUC